GCCGGUCUCUGCGCGCUCUCCAUUCCUCGAGCACGGGCGGCGCGUCCGGUACCGCUGGAGCUCCGCGGAGAAACGCGACGCGAACUGAGCGUCAUAGUCAGCGGCGCAAGACAUGGCGCUCGUGACGGAAACAGGUGCCUAGAGGUUUUGCAGAGCGUCUCCGUGUGAGUGACAAACAACAGCGUUUAAACUGAUUACAGCGAAACCACCGCGACGCGACGCGUGACGUGCAGCUCUUAUUUCACUCCGUCGCGGUUUUACCGAAGGUUCCGGCAAACUGAGUUCCUCUUCCGUUCACACGCUUCGCAAUCCACGCAUUUUUAUACACCUUAUAUCAUUGUCGGCUUUUGUUUUACGGCUGGUUGCUGGUUUAAUUAAUAAUGUAGAGGAUUUGGAUCAGUUGCAGCUCUGGAGCCACGGAACGGUUGGGAUUCUGCAGAAAUGGAGCAGCCGAUCUUCACCACCAGAGCUCAUGUCUUCCAGAUCGAUCCCACCACUAAGAAGAACUGGGUUCCUGCCAGUAAACAGGCCGUUACCGUCUCGUACUUCUAUGACAGCACACGCAACAGCUACCGCAUCAUCAGCGUGGACGGGUCAAAGGUGAUCAUCAACAGCACAAUCACCCCCAAUAUGAACUUCACUAAAACGUCGCAGAAGUUUGGCCAGUGGGCCGACAGUCGUGCAAACACAGUGUUUGGACUCGGCUUCGCCUCCGAACAACAGCUGUCCAAGUUUGCUGAGAAGUUCCAGGAGGUCAAAGAAGCUGCGAAACUGGCCAGAGAAAAAUCUCAGGAGAAGAUGGAGACGUCCAGCGAUCAGUCGCAGGAAUCUGGCCGUGAAACUCCAUCAGGCAAUCAAGCGUCCAGCAUCAACGGAACGGAUGAUGAGAAGAUCUCACACGUGCCGGAGAACACAGCGCUGAUGAGUGAGAACGACCGGCUGAAGUCUGUAGCGGAGCAGAGUAAGAAGCUGGAGACGGAGCUGCAGGCGCUGAUGGACAGUAACGCUCGGCUGUCGGACACGCUGCAGGAGGCCAACAGUAACGCUGAGAGCUGGAAGAGUAAAGUGAUGCAGAGCCAGGACGAGAACAACCAGCUGAGGAACAAGAUCUCAGAGCUGGAGGAUCAGUGUAAGGAGGUGAAUCUGGAGAGAGAGAGAAACACUCAGCUGAGUCUCAGAAUUCAAGAGCUGGAAGCAGAUCUUCAGGAAAAAGAACAGGAGCUGGAGGAUCUGCGCAAACAGGCAGAAACCAUCCCGCAGCUCAUGGCCAAAUGUGAAAGUGUCACGGCCAAACUACAGGCUGCAGAAACGGCCAGCAGAGACCUGAGCGAGAAGAUGACGCUCCUGCAGAGCGAGAUCGACGACAGUCAGCACAAGCAGAAGAACAUGAAGACCGAGCUCAAGAAGUUCAUGGACGUUCUGGACGGGAAGAUUGAUGAGCUCCAUGAAGUUUGUCAGGGCAUUUCUAAACUGGGCAUCGAUAACUGAACACACACUCUCUCUCUCUCU
Messenger RNA from Sinocyclocheilus anshuiensis, 1509 nucleotides. Its product is annotated as homer scaffold protein 2. Gene Ontology annotation, molecular function: G protein-coupled glutamate receptor binding. The transcript has 10 exons. NCBI's taxonomy places the organism in Eukaryota, Metazoa, Chordata, Actinopteri, Cypriniformes, Cyprinidae. The record is from RefSeq and is a predicted model, not a curated record. Gene Ontology annotation, biological process: G protein-coupled glutamate receptor signaling pathway. Bases 442 to 1488 code for a protein of 348 amino acids.